Lasiodiplodia theobromae is the source of this 1254-nucleotide messenger RNA. RefSeq names its product Aminoglycoside phosphotransferase. NCBI's taxonomy places the organism in Eukaryota, Fungi, Ascomycota, Dothideomycetes, Botryosphaeriales, Botryosphaeriaceae. The transcript has a single exon. The coding region runs from base 1 to 1254 and encodes 417 amino acids. The record is from RefSeq and is a predicted model, not a curated record.
AUGAUCCCCACCACCACCACCACCAUCAACCCCUACGAAACCGACCUCUCCCGCGUCCCGGCCGACGACCCCUUCCGCGACCUCCCGCACUACGGCCGCUACGCGCCGUCGCCGACCGACUUCCAGCCGGACGCCGCGCACGUCAUGUCGCAGACGCCGGCCAGCAUCCGGUACUGGGAGGACGUGCUCCGGACGCGGUGCAACGCGGACACGCUGAUGCUGUCGCCGGUCGACGCUUCUUCUUCCUCCGAAGAAGGUAGUAGCAUUGAUGCGGCCUCGUCCGCCGUCGCGCUCGGCCGCUGGAUCUUCGCCGUCGGCGGCUGCAUCGUCAAGACGAACCACCUCGCGCCGCUCAGCCGCAAGCGCCGCGACUACAGCCUCGUCGACGCCAACGAGGUCGCGGCCAUCGCGCUGGUGCGCAAGACCGUCAUCGAGGCGGGCAAGGCGGACGGUGUGCGCGUCCCGCGCGUCUAUUUCGCGGGGAAGCUGCUGGGCGGCGAUGUGCUGGUGCAGGAGCGGCUGCCCGGCGUGAGUCUGGAGGUGGCGUGGGGGUACCUGGACGGCGCGGCGAAGAGGGCGUUGAGGCGGCAGGCGAGGAGGUUCGCGAAGACGCUGGCCGAGUGCGUGGUCAACGAUGAUUGGAGGGUUCGCGGGGAGAAGGGGAAGCGGUCGUACGUCGUGGACAGUUACAGCGCGAUUUGGGCCAGGGCGCUCACGCCGAGGGAGAGGAAACUGAUGCUCCCGCCGCCGCCAUCGUCUGUGGUGCAGAAGCCGAAGUCGUUCGUGGGCGCGCGCGCAGGGAUUGGUUGGGGAAAGCGCAAGGAUAGCGGCUUCGAUGAGGAGGAGGACACUGUGUCGUCGAAUGCCCCAGGGUCCCGCCCACGCUUCGGAAACCGCAAAGGAGGUAAUGUCUUCUUCGACGAUGAGGACGACGACAACAACAACGAGCAGCACUACUCCCUCGACUCGCCCGACUCGGACUUCCGCUUCGCCCACAACGAUCUGAGCACCUCGAACAUCAUCGUCGACCGCAUCGACGGACAGGACCGCAUCGUCGGCGUCGUCGAUUGGGAGCACGCCGGCUGGAUCGGCUGGCGCACCACUGCCGCUGUGCACCGCGAGCUGCGCGCCCCGCUGCCGGAAAUGUACGACAAGUCCGAAUUCGAAAGCGAGGAAGAAUGGAACGACUUCUUCAUGUGGAAGGGUCUGUAUGAUUCGGACUCUGAUGAUGAGCGAGAAGUUGGGGAGUAUUGA